CUACUCUACCGUAUUCAUAACUCUUGUAGGUGGUCGUGUUUCAUUGCGCUCUAUGUACAAUGGUAGGUUCCUUAGUGUACAAGGUCCAGCCACAGCCUGCAAAGUUGUUCUAGCUGACCAGCUGAAUGGGGACCAAGAGAUUGUUCUGGAUGUCAAAGAGAACGAUGUGGUUGGAGUCUUGAAUUAUACAGAGACUGUUUACCUGGAGAGUCGGAAUGGAAAUCAUAUAAAUGUGGCUGAAAAGGGUUCAGUUGAAGCUAAGUUGAGAGACAAAUCUAGUUGGCAAGGAUUUCAACUGAGGACUACACCCUCCAGCAGCGGUGCAGAAACAAUGAUGGAAAAGGAUAAAGUUUAUAUAUAUAAUAUAUAUUUUAAUUGCUUCCUCCAAGCUGUUGAUGAUACAACGGUAAGGUGUCUACCAUGGACCGAGAAAGGCUAUAAUAAGGUUGUCUAUAUAUUUGAAAUGGCACACCAUCAACCAGAUCACCAGUGGUUUUGGUUGGGCUCAGACCUAAGUUCAUCAGCAACAUAUGAAAAUGGUGGUUUAUUUUAUCGCAACAGAAAUACAACCCACGUGUGGCAGGAUGAUAUAUUUCAGAUAAUGCGCAGUCACAACUGGAAUUUAGUCCGUCUUAGACUUUGGGUUAACCCCCUACCCGAUGAGGAAUAUGCAGGGUUCCCUAGGGUGUCUCAACUUGCCCGGAGACUGACCAGCUUGGGACUGAAGUGGGUCCUGGAUUUCCAUUACUCUGAUAAUUGGGCAGAUCCCAACAAGCAGAGAAAGCCUCCAUCUUGGAGGUCUCUUCACUUCGAUGCUCUUGUACAGAGAGUCUAUGAAUAUACAAGAAGUACCUUGGAGCAGUUACGUGAAGUGAAUGCAUUGCCCACUUUCGUUCAAGUUGGUAAUGAAAUAAACAAUGGCAUGUUGUGGCAUGAGGCUGAUGAGAGCUGUAUUGAAGGCGGAAAACUCUGGCAAGAAUGUGGAGCCAAUUGGGAAUCAUUUACAAAGCUGGCAACUGCUGGGAUCAACGCAGUACAUCAUGUUUCAGAUGACGUUGACGUCAUAAUGCACACUGGCAACUCUAUCAACGCUCUUUGGUGGUAUACCGAACUCGGCAAACAUAUGGAUAUCAACCUCAUUGAUGUGUUCGGUUUGUCAUAUUACCAAAAAUAUAAUCCUGGGUACUUUUUGAACAAUCUUGAAACAAAUUUUAAAGCCUUGUCUGAACGGUUUAAAAACCAUGAUAUCCAUAUCGCUGAAACGACACACCCCUAUCGACAUGUUGAGGAUCCCAAAUUACGCUUUCCAGAGACGGCUGAGUUUCCGUUUACUGCUCAAGGCCAACAGGAUUACGCUCAGGGGCUCAUCAAUGUCGUAAAGUCAGUGAGAAGGGCUACUGCUGUCACAUGGUGGGGAGGAGACUGGUGUAAACCAGGAGACACUGAAUUUCAUGUUUCAUCUUCACAUUUUAAUAGCGAGGAUGGAUGUGUUGUUAAUCCAUCGGUGUACAAUAUGAAACCCGGCUAUCAUUAUUAAUAGAGGGUCAGACGUUAAGCCAUAUUUUGUAAGAUUUGUUUUCUGUUAAAGAUUCUAGAUUUUAAACACUGGAUUGGGUUACCGUAACUUAUACCAACUCGAGAGAUACAUGUACACGAU
Messenger RNA from Owenia fusiformis, 1657 nucleotides. NCBI's taxonomy places the organism in Eukaryota, Metazoa, Annelida, Polychaeta, Sabellida, Oweniidae. The record is from the annotation of a GenBank genome assembly.